Molecule: messenger RNA, 759 nt
Organism: Cyclospora cayetanensis
Lineage: Eukaryota; Apicomplexa; Conoidasida; Eucoccidiorida; Eimeriidae
Exons: 3
Coding region: 1-759 (252 amino acids)
Molecular function (GO): protein binding
Source: RefSeq, a predicted model, not a curated record
AUGCCGAAUGGUGAAGUAACACUGGUCCUUAGUGACUGGACUAAGGACAAGAACGGGGACAAGCACGAGCUCCCUGGCGUUUCGAUGGAAUCUACAAUUCUCAAUAUCAAGAAGUUGGUGCUCAAGGAGCUAUCAAUGGGCAGCAGAGAACCAGAAUCUAUUCUUUUAUAUAUGGGCACGGUGCAUCUUGAGAACGAAAAACUGCUCAAGGAAUUCAACAAGUCCAAUCGAUCGAAGCUUUCAGUGAAUGUGUAUGAUCGAGUCGACCUGAAUCUUCGUGUAAAAACGCUUCAGCAUUGUGGAAGUGGUGGAUGCGUCUGCGUCCCGCUUUGGUCCUUCCUCUGUCGCCAAACCAUAAAUAUUAAGAUUUCGGACUACAAGAGCGUUCGAGACCUCAAAGAACUGAUCGCUGACGAGUUGAACGACCCAGACAGGUAUACCGCAGCAAAUAUCAAGCUGACUUUCAGUGGGAGCAUGCUUUUCGACGACAGCCAAAGCCUGAAGGACGUAGGCUUGAAGAAUAACAGUACUCUGACACUAUUCGUGGACUGCUUGUACUGGAAGAAGUCCGCAAAGGGCAGUGGGGAAGGUGCUGCGAACAAGCCACAAGGAGCCGCUGCACCCGGCGAACAACGCGACUGUGUGGGCGCACCCAGUGAAGAAGCCGAAAGUAAGAAGGAAGAGAGAGAACAAGGCGCUCCCGAGGGGUCUCAAGACACUCCAAAGGCGUCCAUGUCUCUUGGGUCACCCCAAGCAUGA